Molecule: messenger RNA, 1232 nt
Organism: Hyla sarda
Lineage: Eukaryota; Metazoa; Chordata; Amphibia; Anura; Hylidae
Gene: BORCS7
Product: BLOC-1 related complex subunit 7
Exons: 6
Coding region: 171-512 (113 amino acids)
Cellular component (GO): BORC complex
Source: RefSeq, a predicted model, not a curated record
GGCUGAGGUAACUGAGCUCGUGCUAUGUCAGGAGAGGAGGAGGAGGAAGCCAUGAAGCUGCAGAGCAUUGUGGGAGGACAGGAAGCUGCAGAGUGUGAACAUGUCACAGUGCAGAUAAUAUGGCUUUGUGGAUGUUUGCAGGAUUCCUAUGAAAACAGGCAGCCACACUUAUGAUGGAGAGGGAAGUGGUUGCCAAGAUGGCAGCAUCUGCGGAUGGACAGACUAAAUACGGGCAGUCGGUAAAAGGGCUCCUCACCGAGAAGGUCAGUACGUGCGGUGCUGAUGUUAUCGCUCUCACCAAGCAAGUGCUGAAAGGUUCCCGCAGCUCCGAGCUCCUUGGUCAUGCAGCAAGAAACAUGGUGAUGCAAGAAGACACCAUUUUACAUUCAGAAGAUAGCUUGAGAAAAAUGGCAAUAAUAACAACUCAUCUACAGUAUCAACAAGAAGCCAUCCAGAAGAAUGUUGAGCAGUCCUCCAAUCUUCAGGAUCAGCUGAAGCAUUUGUUAAAAUGAGAAAAACCCGAAUUGCUCUGGAUACACAUCUGAAGUGCACUGAAUGUUGCCAUUAGUUUACCCGCUGUCGGACGGCUCUUUUACUUGUUCUAGAGAAAAACUUGAAAACACUUGUAGUUAAUGCAUUGAUGGGCAGAUUUAUCAACCUGUCACCGUUAUACAACUGGUGUCAGGGUGUAUGUACAAGGGGGGUGGUAAUAUUAUGGUAAUACUGCAUGAUUAUUUUUUAUUUUUUUUUGCAGGUUACAGUAACUGGUUUAUCAUAAAGGUAAAUACUGUAUAUGAAGCUUUUGGAGCAGUUUUACCAUGUUUGUGAACAAAAACAGAUCUAUUAGCAUACGUUUUCCAAUAACCGCAGUAUAGUUUCCUGCGGUUUGUUAUAAUGCAGUAAUGCUUUGGCUUUCUGCUGCACCAUUACUAAAUCAUGACAAUAAAUCAGAUCUUGUAUUGAUAUAUAUCACAACAUCUCCAUAAAUGUAUUAUAUACACGGUUUAGAUUUAUGGUUGCAUAGCAACAGAAAUGUGACAGUGCUGAUAUAUCUGCCCCAGACUUCUGUAUUAUUAUUAUAAAUAUUUUUAUUGCUUGACUACUUAUAUCUGUAAAACUCAGUGGAUGUUUUGUACAUUAUGUAAAUAUGAUCUUUUUACGUCUGUAUUGUUUCCCCUAUUGCUAAUAAAAGUCAAUGAUAAUAUUGAAGACAUGGAAGAUGAGGAUAAUAC